CGCUCUUGGCGCGGCGGAUGAAUCCGGCGCUCGGCAGGCCGCGCCCGCAGCGCGGGGCUCUCGCGGGCCGCUCCCCCCCGCUCCGCCCAUGGCCUCCCCGCUGGAGGACCCCGUCCUGAUCCGGCCUUUCCGCGGCCACACGGCGGCGGUGACGGGCGUCGCCUUCAACGCGAGCGCGGCGGGGAUGGUUAGCUGCUCUGUGGAUACUCUUCUUAUAUUGUGGAAGCUGAAUGCCCAGUGCAGAGCCUACAGAUUUUCAGGCCAUGCGGAAGCGGUGACAAGUGUAGAGUUCUCACCAGAUGGGCAGGUGCUGGCUUCAGCUUCUCAUGAUCACACUGUCAGGCUAUGGAUUCCUUGCAUUCAUGGAGAAUCAUCAGUAUUGAAAGGUCAUACAGCAUCUGUUCGGAGUGUGAGCUUCUCCCAUGAUGGCUGCUCUGUAGUUUCAGCAUCUAAUGAUAAAUUAGUAAAAGUAUGGAGUGUUUGCUAUCAGCGCCUUUUGUUUACACUGUUCCAACACACUGGUUGGGUUCGCUGUGCCAAAUUUUCACCCGAUGGAAGAAUAAUAGCAUCUUGUGGUGAGGACAAAUCUAUUAACAUCUGGGAUACAAGAAAUAAAAUUUGUGUUAAUAGAUUCUCAGAUUAUGAAGAAUUUCCAACUUUUGUGGAUUUCAACCCAAGUGGAACAUGUAUAGCUUCUGCAGGUUCCAAUAGCACAGUGAAACUAUGGGAUAUUCGAACAAACAAGCUACUGCAGCAUUUCAAAGUUCACAGAGCAGAGGUUAAUUGUGUAUCAUUCCAUCCUUCUGGUAACUACCUCAUCACUGCUUCUUCUGACUGUACCCUUAAGAUUCUGGACCUCUUAGGAGAAAGACUUAUUUACACUCUUCAUGGACACAAGGGACCUGUACUUUGUGUGGCUUUUUCAAAAGGUGGUGAAAAUUUUGCCUCAGGUGGAGUAGAUGCUCAGGUAUUACUAUGGAAAACCAACUUUGAUACUUUGGAUGAUGAAGUUCUCAAACACAAUUUUAGAAGAACAUAUAUUGAUGAUCCUCCUCACUUUCUUGAUGUUUGCCCAAGGUCAUAUCAUUUCCAUGAUGAAAAAUGUAAGUCAGUUGAGGUCAACCCUAUCUUUGAUGUGCCUGAUAUACAAACACCUGAUCCUGUUAUCAUCGAUAUUAGAACGUCUUCAUAUAUCAGUACUCCUACAAAGGCAGCCGAAUCUUCAAAUGAUGUUUCUGUGUUCAAGGAUGUUGGCAGAAGUGAAGAACUGCAGAGGCCCUCUGCUUCUUUCUCAGCAAUGAGUUCAAGAAGGAAGGCAGAGAAUGAGAGUGGGUCAGCUGUGCAUAGUGUGGGACAGCACAGAGGCAUCUCCUCCUCCGUGAACUGUGCUUUGGACCACAUUGUGGGGCAGCUGGAGAUGUUAACUCUAACUAUUUCAGGCCUGGAACAACGUCUUACAUGUACAGAAGAUAAAUUGAAAAAAUGCAUAAAAGAUCAGCAAAAAAUGUUACCGAAGGGAAAACAGAACUAAUAAAAUAUGAAAAUGAA
Lonchura striata (white-rumped munia) is the source of this 1548-nucleotide messenger RNA. RefSeq names its product POC1 centriolar protein B (gene POC1B). Gene Ontology annotation, cellular component: ciliary basal body; centriole. NCBI's taxonomy places the organism in Eukaryota, Metazoa, Chordata, Aves, Passeriformes, Estrildidae. Gene Ontology annotation, molecular function: protein binding. The record is from RefSeq and is a predicted model, not a curated record. Gene Ontology annotation, biological process: cilium assembly.